CAGCUGACGCUAACACUUCCACCACUAAUAACAUAAAAGUUGUUUGCUUAUAUUUAAACAAAUGGGCGGCACUAAGUGUUGUUUUCGUGAUUGUCCGGUGGGUUCUAGCCGCAACCCCAAUAUGCACUUCUUCAAGUUCCCCGUUAAGGAUCCGAAGAGGUUGAAAGAUUGGGUCAGGAAUUGUUCAAACCCUGACGUUUCAAAUGCACCGCCGUCCAAACUGGCAGCCAAAACAGUUUGUGCCCGGCACUUUCGAGCGGAAUGCUUCAUGAACUACAAAAUGGACAGACUCAUCCCAAUGCAGACGCCCACUUUGUUCAGGAUCAACAGGGAUCUGGCACUAGACUAUGAAAAUCUCGACCAGAACGGUGAAGCUCUUCUCGUGAAGUUGACGCCUCCAAAGCAGCAACACCUAAUACCACCUAAAGAUUUCGAGUGUCCUCUGGGAUUCGUGGAUGGUGAGACACAGAAUUUGGAUGUUGUUAAGAAACGAAAUACAGUAGAGUUGACAGAAGAGGAGGAACCGCAAGGGAAAGACGAAGCCGACGAAGUGCUGGCUACGGAGCAGGAACAGCCGGUUGUACACACGGAGAAAACAACGGUGGCGCAUAAGAGUUCUACAACAUCAACAAGCGCUUCGGCUAUGCCUCAAAACAUUCUAGAUAUCAUAAGUCAACUUCAGCCUUCAUUGGGCAUCAAAUUGAUUAAAAGACCAGUAAAGCGUCAAUCAGGAAGCGAGAAUGAGUUGUUUCAGCUUGAAGAGCAGCUCCCAAAAGAACAAACUGAUGAUACAAGCAAGAUGCGAACAGUCACCAAGGAAUCAGAAAAGCAAAUUAAAUCAAAAAGUUGUAUUAUUGACGUUAUGAAAAUGCCAAAGCUUGCCGAUAAAUGUCAAGAAAAGCAAGUGCCAACUAGAAAAGAGUACCGACCAAUUAAAGGGACUGUGGUUAGAAAACGUGGGAUGCAGGAGGCAGAUGCUGAUAGACUGAACGAAGAUGAAUCCACCAAGGAGCAGGCUAAGAAAAGGAAGCUACCCCAAGAAGCACAAAAGACUGACUCCCACGCUUCACCUGAGAACGGUACGAUAUUGAACCGAUAUACACAAUUGCAAGAGAAAUUCUGGGAUGAGCAGAAGACUCCGAUGUUGGAGAAACCCACCCAAUCCAUCCAAAUUAAUCUUAGUUCUAGCAAAGAAAAUAGUCAGAGUGAUUCCAUUUCCGAAACCUUAUCUGAAUCUUUUCUAAACCUUGAAGAGAACAUACCACUUAGUACUGACAGUGAGGACGAGUCUGAACCAGAUGAAAAACCAUCUUCAUCGGAAGAUGCCCAUCGCGAUAAGCUUCUUCAGGAGUACGAUAAACUGCAGGCCGAGUUUGAAAAGCUGUCUGAGGAGAAUGCCAAACUAAAACGACUGCAAGCGGAGUCCCCGUGGACUUCAGCUGCAAUCAAACCCACUGCUCUUUCUCUAAGCAAACCCCAGCUAUACAUGGCAAUAAAGAAAUACGUGGGGCCCACGAUGGCCGCAUUGCUGCGCAUGGAAAUGUUCGGCGGCUCUGAGGAACGCACUUGGAAGGAUGACGAGCGAGAGUUUGCCACCGAACUACUUCAACUGGGCGACGAGGUGUACAAGUACUGUUGCGACGAGUGGCGCUUCCGCCUGCCCUCGAUGCGGAUUGCACGCUCCUGGCUGGAGAAAAAAAAUACGGAAAAUUCGGAAGAGUUUCUAGACUUAUAGUUUAUUUUGCCAUUAUAGACUUGGCAAUAUAAGGGGUAUUUUACUGAUAAAUUAUUUUAUAUAUUAGUUUUAAGCAUAACAUCAGUUCCGAUGCAUCUAAUAAAGUAGGUGUAUAUAAAAAACGCUUUUAAAUCC
Drosophila melanogaster (fruit fly) is the source of this 1870-nucleotide messenger RNA. RefSeq lists its product as uncharacterized. The transcript has a single exon. Gene Ontology annotation, molecular function: DNA binding. Bases 62 to 1735 code for a protein of 557 amino acids. The record is from RefSeq and is marked reviewed. Lineage: Eukaryota; Metazoa; Arthropoda; Insecta; Diptera; Drosophilidae.